This is a messenger RNA of Cryptomeria japonica (Japanese cedar), 1076 nucleotides long. Its product is annotated as bifunctional adenosine 5'-phosphosulfate phosphorylase/adenylylsulfatase HINT4. Bases 237 to 632 code for a protein of 131 amino acids. Gene Ontology annotation, molecular function: catalytic activity. The transcript is spliced from 6 exons. The record is from RefSeq and is a predicted model, not a curated record. Lineage: Eukaryota; Viridiplantae; Streptophyta; Pinopsida; Cupressales; Cupressaceae.
GUGGCAGUUACGUGGAACUCCGCUCCUUUUAAGUUAGGGUGGACAACCCCCGGCUCCCCUCCCCAACUCACGGCAAGCUAUGUAGUGAGUUAGUUUUUGGUAUUUUAUAUGUCUGAACGUGCUCGGAAUGCAUGGGAAGAUGCGGAUAAAUAAAACAUAAGUUCGUUGGGCAGGGAAGUCAAACGAUUCAGAGCAUUCAAAAUUGUGUACCGAAGGUAGGAGAGGGAAAGGGGACUAUGACACACUGUAUAUUUUGCCCCCCUGCUAUUUUCUCUUCUGCAAAGGUUUUACAUCAGGACGAUAAGGUUUAUGCAAUCGAGGACAUCAAACCCGCAGCACUAAGGCAUUACUUGAUAAUUCCUGUGGAUCAUAUAGCAACAGUUAGGAAUCUUCAGAGAAGAAAAGAAGACUAUGCUUUAGUGGAACACAUGCUGAAAAUUGGACAAUCAUUAUUGCAAAGAGAUGCUCCCGGAGCCCUUCAAUACAGGUUUGGGUUCCAUCAACCUCCAUUCAAUAGCGUAAACCAUCUUCAUCUUCAUUGUUUUGCUCUUCCUUACACACCAAGGAGUACUUGCCGAUGCUGGAGUCACGGGAGAGAUUCCCGUCGACGCAGAGGUUGCGACCUGAGUUGACAGCCGAGGACCGAGCUGCGAUUGAGGUUAUGGGUCUGUGACAUAUUCUGUAUGUGCCUGAGUUUCGGGCAAACAUGGGAUUGCUGACUACACUGGCGGAGAGGUGGCACUCCGAGACAUGUACAUUUCAUUUGCCGAUGGGUAAGAUGACAGUCACCCUGGAGGAUGUAUACAGGAUUAUGUGGAUAUUGAUUUAUGGGGAGCUGAUUUCGUAUGAUCGAGACGGAGAUAGGGAUGCCCUUAGACGAGUGUUCUAGGAGCCGGGACUGGAGAUGAGGGUGGGACAAGUGACAUGGGAUACCAUGACAUGAACAGGAUUAGCACUACCAACAGUGUUGGCAGGAGUUAUCAGUGGGUUCCUUUGUAUCAGUUUUGUACCAUUUUGUAUGAUGAUGUAGACACCUGCGGGUGAUUGUAGCCAUAUGAUUUUGACAUCAUUGUAUC